This is a messenger RNA of Auanema sp. JU1783, 1590 nucleotides long. NCBI's taxonomy places the organism in Eukaryota, Metazoa, Nematoda, Chromadorea, Rhabditida, Rhabditidae. The record is from the annotation of a GenBank genome assembly.
AUGUUGAUCCUAUCAUUUCUUCUAAUGCUUGUUGUUCACCUCUCUAAUGGAGCCAAUAUAUUGAUAUACAAUCCUAUGAUUGGCCAAAGUCAUAUUCGGUUCAUGGGAAACAUAGCUGAUAUAUUAUCAAGAGCCGGUCACAACUUGACCGUUCUGUCUGUUGAAAUAGAUCCUCGGCUACGCCCUUUCGGAACUACAGAGAAUAAUAUUCAUAAAAUUCAUAUAACAAUGAGCAAAGAUGAAAACGUGUUCAAAGAGCUUCAUGAUAACAUUAACAACGUUUGGAUGGAUGAAGAAAUGAAGGCUUUUGACCCAGAAGAGUUCGACGUGUUUUUCAAUCCAAUUUUAGAUGGAUAUAGAGUGAUAUUGGAAAACAAAACUCUUAUUGAUUCCAUGAAAAAUACGAAAUUCGAUCUUGCAAUACAUGAGUUCUACGAAGUUGGUCCUUCUGCUCUGAUGGAGACUUUCGAAAUCUCCAAAACUAUCUUAGCCUCUGCAAUAGGAGAUGUUGCACCAUACACUUAUCAGAUUACUGGAGUACCCUUCAUGCCCUCUUUCGUUCCAGGCUGGACUACUAUUUAUGAUGAUAAAAUGAAUUUAUGGCAAAGAUUCAAUAAUAUGAUGAAAUUCUGGGAAAUUAAAGGAAUAUUAGACAAAAUGCAUGAUAGAGUACUAAAUCUUUUCCAUGCUCACUAUCCAGAAAUAGUAGAUGUUAACCAAAUUCUCAGAAAAAAGUCGGGACUCAUCCUGGCAAACGUAAACGAGUUCACUCAAACUCCUCGGCCAGUUUCAAGUAUGAUUCAAUUCAUUGGAGGAAGUAGUUUGUAUCCCACAAAGCCUCUGGAGAAGGAGUUUGACGAAUUAUUGAAUAUGAGAAAGCACAACGUCAUCUUCUCUCUUGGUUCUUUUGUUAGAUUCUGCGAAGCACCUUUAAAGAUUAAAAAACUUUUUGCCCAAGCGUUUGCCAGUAUGGAAGAUGUCACUUUCAUCGUGAAGUAUGAAAACUGCUCUAAUGAUGAAUUUGAUUUCAACAAGUAUGAUAACAUUGUUUCUAAGGCUUGGCUUCCACAAACGGAUUUAUUAGGUGAUGAUAGAGUUAAUGCUUUCAUCACUCAUGGCGGUAUGAACUCCAUUACUGAAGGGCAGUACAGAGGAAAACCAAUGAUCACUAUUCCCAUAUUUGGAGACCAAAUCUUGAAUUCUAAAAACGCUGCAAGAGUUGGAUCAGCCAUUAUGAUUGACAGGCGCUUUAUCACGAACGACUUACUUGUAGAAAGCUUGGAAUCAUUAUUAAACAGUCAAAGUUCUUUUGUCGAUAAGGCAAAAUUCAUAGCGAAGUGUUUGGAUGGGAGAGAAGAAGAGUAUCGUCAGAGAAUCGUCAAAUGGGUCGAACUUCAAUCAGGAGUUGAUGAACCUUUCGAUCAUUUGGCUAUGCACUCUAGGAACCUUUCUGUUUUGGAGCUAUACAAUCUGGAUAUUCUAGGAAUCGUGUUAGGCAUUUUACUCUUCUUUAUCAUGAUAAUUUUUUUCGUAUUUCGAUUAGUUCUUAUAACAUUGUUCAAUACGGAAGAAAAAAAGAAAAAAAAUUGA